AGUUGCUUUUCUUUGCUCGGAGGAAGCUGUCUUGCAGAGAUUUGGGGUCUCUGUUUGUUUUUUACUUGUUUGUUUAUCACAUCCUGCAGAGUGAACAGAAUUUGUUUUUAUCCGCUCAUCCGGUACGAUACCAACUUAGAAGAGUCCGUAUAAUUAAUGUCUAACUAACGUAAAUGUCAUUUGCAAUUAAGUUUGGCGUUUUUCAAAUUUGUAUUCAUUUCAAAACGUCUACAUGAAAAGUUUAGGGCAGUUAUAUCACACGACAGGGAAACGGUAGUGCGUUUUGGAGAAGUCGCGCGCAUCCCGUCGAUAUGUUGUUUUUUCUUGAAAACCAGGUCAGUGUCUGGACGGACCCAUCAUCAACAUCAUCACCCGAACAGAUCCAGGCUGCUGUCCCGCGAUCGGUCCAGCUCGGGCUCACGGUCCUCUUCACGGUCCUGUACGCGUUGUUGUUUGCGUUUGUUUACCUGCAGCUCUGGUUGAUUCUGCACUACGGACACAAGCGCUUGAGCUACCAGACUGUUUUUCUCUUCCUCUGCCUGCUCUGGUCGGCACUGAGGACCACACUCUUCUCCUUCUACUUUAAAAAUGUUGUGGAGGCGAACCAGCUGCAGUCUUUACCGUUCUGGCUCCUGUAUUGUUUUCCAGUCUGCCUGCAAUUCUUCACACUGUGUCUGCUCAACCUGUAUUUUGCGCAGGUGAUAUUCAAAGCCAAAGCAAAAUAUUCCCCGGAACUUAACAAGUACAAGGUGCCCUUGCGUCUGGGCUUUUUGCUGGCGAGUAUUUUUUUCCUGGUGGUGAAUGUAACGUGUGCCAUGCUGGUUCAAGAUGGUGCAGAUGAGAGCCAGGUGAAAGAUGCAGUACUUGCACGAGUGUUGGUCAACGACAGCCUCUUUGUGCUCUGUGCCAUCUCGCUCGCCGUCUGUAUCUUCAAAAUCGCUAAAAUGUCUUCAGCCAAUGUCUACUUGGAGUCAAAGGGGACAUCUGUAUGUCAGGCCACGGCAAUUGGGGCGGCGGUCAUCCUCCUUUACACCUCCAGAGCCUGUUAUAACUUGGUGGUGGUGGCUCUUUCUCCUGAAGAUCGACCCAGCCCGUUCAAUUACGGCUGGUACAAUGUAUCUGACCAGGCCGAUGUGGAGAAGAUCAAUGGAGAAGCCUACGUGGUCUUCGGUGUCAUUUUGUUCUUCUGGGAAUUGCUGCCCACCAGUCUGGUCGUGUUGUUCUUCAGAGUGCAGAGACCCAAUCAGAACCUGACGCCCAGUGGUAUGAUCAGCAGUCACAGCUUCAGUUCCAGGGCGUAUUUCUUUGACAACCCUCGUCGCUACGAUAGUGACGAUGACUUGUCUAGAAACGCGUCAUCACGAGGGGAGAGAUGCAGCAGUAUCGCGUCAUCCACGCCGCAGACGGGUCCAGGUUGGUACGGCUCGAUCAAGAGGAACAGCAGCCUGACGGGGAUCCCUCACCUGCUGAAUGGACCCCAAACCUCAACCGCCCCCCUCCUCUUCGCUUACGGCAACAUUCAGACCAAUCAACACCACAAUUACUAUUCCACCCCCCAAAAUUACUACUCGCCCACCCAGACACACUACGCCACCCCUCAGAAUUAACGCUGAGGAGAUGGCUCUAAGACCACAGGACACCUUUGAGCAGCGCUUGUGGUUGUCUUCCCCUUUAUUCAAUUGACCCGCCCUCUACGAGGCAUUGGCCCAGCAAGCGCAGCGAUCUAAAACUUCGGCACAUGGACACUCCUGCGAGUUUGGAUGUGGUUUUUGCACUUAUUGUGGGCCUGUAUUUCAUAUUUGGAGGAAUAGGAUAACAGGUGUUGAACGCUUUGUACAUACUGUACGCACUCUUUGUGAAAGAGCCUCAAGGUUUUUGAAGACCAAGUGACAGAACGUCCUAGAAUUCGUAAUUUUCUGUAUCUGGUGUCGUGGUACUGGGACCCAAUAUGUGCACUACACAUGAAAUUCAUGUGAUUCUCUCUUUAAUGUUUUUUUUUUUUUUGACAUGUAAUUACUUUGCCAAAGAGCCACGUUUAAAUCCAGGCUAUUCCCUCCAUGUUACAGUAAAUAUCCUCAGCAGAUUUCCUAAAUGUGGAGAACGUGAGAGGUGAGAAAUGCAUUGUGAUUUUGUCCUGGACUGACGCCUAUGGUGUAUUUGAAUGUAUAGGGCACGAAUAGAAGACUAAUUCUACUUACACUGUCUAACGUUGAGGUACUUUCAGUGAAGAUCAUUUCAAACCGACUACCCGCGUAUAUUUAGUGAUAUGCAUAUCCAGUUCACUGUAUCAAACAUAUCAUUCUCUCGAAAGGUGCCAUCAUUUAAUUUUCUCAGAGAAAACGUGUUGCACAAAAUCGAUGUUUGUAUCGUGAUUUAUAAGCUUUACAUCAUCAUUCCUUUACGAUUGUAUUUCAUCUGGCUUCCCCGAAAAUGAAUUGUUUAGUUUUUUAGCAGAAGAAAAAUAUUUUUGGGCUAAUUUUAUCAUUUCAUUUGCUUAAAAACAAUCAUUUGGCUAAAGCAAUCAUUAGAUGGGUCCAUUUCACUUUCAAUGUUUUAGAGAGCUUAUAUUACAUACAAUGUAUAAGUUGUUAAUGGCUAUGGAAUACAGCUAUGGCCAAAAACUGGCUAAUCUUUGAUUUAAGGGUAGGUUUGGCGGUAGGAUUAGGAUGAAAACAGCACUCAUCUGUCAAAUUUUUGCCCGUAGCUGUAUCCAUCCCAGACUUACACAUCUGCUCUAAAAUUGGAUGUUUUUAUGUUUCUGUAUUAUUUUAACUGUAAUCAUGCUGGGUUUUGUUUAUCUGGUAUGAAAAAGUGGUGAAUGAUUUUAUUGAAUAUUUUAAGUCCGCCUCGAAACACUUUAUUCCCUAACUUGUUUUCCAGCUGUUGUGUAGCAUGUGUGUAAAGAUAUUCAGGUAGGACUGAACAGUUGUGAGAGAUCAAUGCUGAUUUAUAGUUGAAGGGAUUGCGGUCCAUUCGACAUGAUUCAGCGCCAUUUCUUGGCAUAAACGAGAGGUUGUGUAUGAGUUUUAAGUUAUAAAUGCGAGUCUGGUUUGAAAAAAAUGUUACUGUGAAAUUUAAUGAUUCUUGUGUCUUGCGAAAGAGCAAGUAAAGCCUUUUAUUAUGAUUUUUAAAAAAUGUUUUGUUCGUGGCCCAUGAAUGUAACUUGUUUACCCGUGGUCAUAAACUAUUAAAGAUG
This is a messenger RNA of Paramisgurnus dabryanus, 3196 nucleotides long. It is a transcript of the gene gpr137c, whose product is annotated as G protein-coupled receptor 137c. The record is from RefSeq and is a predicted model, not a curated record. Lineage: Eukaryota; Metazoa; Chordata; Actinopteri; Cypriniformes; Cobitidae. Gene Ontology annotation, cellular component: lysosomal membrane. Gene Ontology annotation, biological process: positive regulation of TORC1 signaling.